This is a messenger RNA of Schistocerca americana (American grasshopper), 3677 nucleotides long. RefSeq names its product Down syndrome cell adhesion molecule-like protein Dscam2. Gene Ontology annotation, molecular function: protein binding. The transcript is spliced from 19 exons. The record is from RefSeq and is a predicted model, not a curated record. NCBI's taxonomy places the organism in Eukaryota, Metazoa, Arthropoda, Insecta, Orthoptera, Acrididae. The coding region runs from base 57 to 3131 and encodes 1024 amino acids.
CUUGUGCAGCUGAGGGCUCCCCUAAACCUACCAUUAGAUGGACAAGAGAAUCUGGAAUGCCACCAUCAACAUAUGAAGAUCUCAGCCAUACUAUGAACAAUUACAGAAUCCUGGAAAAUGGAAGUCUCUGGAUUCAAAACAUCCAUCCCGAGAACAAAGGAUACUACUCCUGUCAGGCCACUAAUGGAAUAGGAAUGGGCUUAAAUAAAAUUAUUUACAUCACUGUUCAUGUGCCUGCCACAUUUUCCUCUCCGGUGCAGAAUGUGACAGUGGUUAAAGCUGGUGUUGCCACAUUGGAUUGUGUUGCAAAGGGAGACAAACCAAUUUCUAUUAACUGGUUUUUACAAGGACAGCCAUUUGAUCCAGCACAACACCCUAGAGCAGAAGUAAGUGAAGAGAGUCUGGAAUUCGGAGUCCAUUCAAGGCUCCUGAUAAAGAAUGUCAACAGAGAUGAUUCCUCCUCUUUCAUAUGUCAAGCUACAAACCACUUUGGAAGUGACCGUUCUGACUUCCAUCUCAUAGUCCAGGAAACUCCAGGGCCUCCCACUAACAUGCAUGUGACUGGUCACACGAGCAGAUCUGUUAACCUCACGUGGGACCAUUCAUAUGAUGGAAACAGCCCUGUAUCUGUAUACAUUAUACAGUAUAAAAGCACAAUGGCAUCUUCAUGGCAAAAGAAUGUGCAGCAAAUCAUAGUGGAUGGAGAACAGACAAGUGCCAGUAUUAAUGAUCUGCUCCCUGCUCAUACAUAUCACUUACGUGUACUGGCUAGAAAUUCACUUGGUGUGUCAAAUGGUAGUAGCAUAAUCACCAUAACAACUGCAGAAGAAGUUCCUGGUGGACCACCACGUGAUAUCCAGGUGCAGGCUAGGAACUCAGAAACACUCCUUGUUACCUGGAAGCCUCCAGAAGAACAUCUUCAUCAUGGUGAAAUAAUGGGAUAUUACAUUGGAUACAGAGCAGCAAAUUCAUCAGAGCCAUUCCACUACAAAACAUAUGAAGUAAUUCCUGGCAUGGAAUUAAGGAACAUACUGUCUGGACUUCGUAAGUUUACAGAAUACAGUGUACUGGUGCAGGCAUAUAACAGGGCAGGUGCUGGACCAAGGAGUGAAGAAGUUUUAGCAAUGACAGAUGAAGAUGUUCCAGGAUCUCCACCUUCAGAAGUCCACUGCACAGCCUUAUCAUCACAGAGCAUUUUGGUAGUUUGGUCUUCCCCUCAAAUAUCUGACAUAAAUGGGAUUCUCCUUGGUUACAGAGUCACUUAUAGAACUGUAAUGGAAUGGGAUGAUAUUUCAACUCCAUCAGAGCAAACUACACAGGUCCAGAAACUGGAAAUUUUUGGUUUACAACGAUACUGCAACUACAGCAUUGAGGUGAAGGCUUAUACAAGGAAAGGAGAUGGUGUUCCUAGCAAGCCCAUCUUCUGUAGGACUCAAGAGGAUGUGCCUGGUGCCCCAGAUGAUAUAAAAGCACUGGUGAUGGACUCCAGAACUCUCCUCAUUUCUUGGCGGCCACCCAGAUUUCCUAAUGGUGUGAUUAUCAACUAUAAAGUCUACAUACAGUCACUGGAUGGUGCUAGCUUGCCAAUGGAGCAGUUUGAAGUGCCACCAAGUCAGACACAUUACACUUUAUCACAUCUAUCACCACAACGGCGCUAUGAAAUGAAAGUUUCAGCGGCAACAGCUGCAGGUGAAGGUGUGCCAAGCACAAGUGUUGUCCAAGCACCAUCAACACACACACCUGCAAGAAUUGCAUCAUUUGGCCAUAAAAUGAAGGUUGCACGUGGGGAGGAACUACAGUUACCCUGCAUUGCUGUUGGUCAGCCUCCUCCACGCCGAGAGUGGUUCCACGGUGGGAAAUCAAUACAAGAAGAUGAUCAUCUCCGUAUCAAUUCUGAAUGGACACUUCUCAUUCCUGCUGUAAAAUUAAGUGAUACUGGAAAUUAUACAUGUUCAGCUGAAAAUGUGUUUGGAAAAGAUGAAAUAACUUACUUUCUGUUGGUUCAAGAGAGCAGGAACAAAGGCAUUCCCUUAGCACCGACAGACUUUGAAGUGUCAAAGUCAACAGUCUCUAGCAUUUCAUUGUCCUGGAAGUCCUCACUGUCAACCACAAAUACGGUUCAGGGAUAUUACUUGAAUUACAAAAGGGAAUUUGGAGAAUGGGAGAAAAUAAAGUUGUCAGCAGAAGAGAAUGAUUUCACUCUCGAUGGGCUCCAGUGUGGAACUAAGUAUCAGUUCUAUCUCCAAGCUUUCAACCAGCUUGGUCAAAGUGCACCCUCAGAGACUAUUACAUCACAUACACGGGGCACAGCACCAAUAGCUCCAAGCAAAAGUCAUUUGAUCAGGGUCAACUCUACAUCCAUAUCAUUGAAUGUUGGAUCAUGGGGGACAGGUGGCUGCCCUAUUACUACUCUAGUUGUUGAAUACAAGCCAAGGCAGCAACAUGAGUGGACAUUGGUCUCUAACAACCUGAAAUACCAGCAGAUUGACUUCCCUGUGCUUGACCUCAGCCCUGAGACGUGGUACACACUUAGAAUGACAGCACAUAACAGUGCUGGAUCCACUGUAUCCACUUACGAUUUUAUCACUCUUACUAAUUCAGGUGCCAUUGUGGAGCCAGACUUAAUAAUUCAUUCAGGUUACAAGUACAACCAUUUUUAUAAUGACCUUGGUGUCAUCAUUCCAGUAAUAACAUCUUUGGUAACAGUCAUAGUUGCUGGUAUUGGAAUAUUUCUGUAUUUUCGAAGAAAGCAAGAAUCACUUCCUGACAAUAAAUUUGUAGGCACAACAUCUGAGAAGUCAUGUGAUAUGGCUCCAACAGGGGGCACUUCUGCAUGUACUGACCAGAAAGUUUCUGGAUGUACCAUGAUGCCAAGCAGUCCCCGAACGGCCAGUGGGGACAGAGAAGAACCACUCUACCUACCUGAACCAGUGCCACCAGCUGCUCCAGCAUCCACUGACACUGUAAAUCCUUAUGCUACAUUCAGGUUGCCUCCAGAUGCUGAAAACUUGCCUGCAUAUGACAACUACAGUGAUUCUGUAUACAUGAAAAUAAAGAAGAAGUCACAACAAAUCAAUGCUGAUGGAGACUGGGUACCACUCCACAGUUUGUACCAGGCCCAUAGAUACUGACAUUAGCUGCAGUUAGGACCUUCAGUGGCGAGAAAGAGUACAAACAGCUGAAAAUGUCAGCACACCAUUUCCAAAGUGCCUUUGUUCCAUAUACUUGUAUGUAGAAGAAACUGUGACAGACAGUAGGAAUUGCUGUGACAAUAAAUAUUUCCACCAGAAGACAAAGAAAGAUUGCAGCCCCUUUACUCAAAAUGAUCUGAAUAAGGCCUGUCUUCUGUUAUUAUCUGAAAUCUCAUAUCAGAUCUGGAUGACUUUACACAAAACAAAUGCAAUGCCAGGAUUAUCUUUUUAUAAGGAAUUUCAAUAUUGGUACAUACAAUGAAGCUAUAGCUGUGAGCUGCAUGACAUUUGUGAAGAAGUUAAAACUGGGACUUUUUUGCAAUCAUCUACAACUAUCAUUGACUGGAAUGUGUUCAACUGCUCUCCACUCCAUGUUGCUGACCUCAGUAAACAAGAACAAAUAUUUUUGGAACUAAAUGUCAAUACAUCAGUCUGUAAUACUUCAUUGUAUUUUCACCAUACAGCAGUGACAGACUGGAAAGACAU